Chara braunii is the source of this 5878-nucleotide messenger RNA. Lineage: Eukaryota; Viridiplantae; Streptophyta; Charophyceae; Charales; Characeae. The record is from the annotation of a GenBank genome assembly.
GGUGGCGGGGGGCAGGUUGUCGUGGCACGCUGUAUGGCAGUGGGAGAAGGUCGGCGAUGGAAGGUUAUUCCCUUCUGUGCUGUCGGUCAUUGGAUUAGACAAAGUGAGGGCAUGGGCUACAUUCUCGAUGGAUGAAGGCUGUUGGCGGAAGGAACCGCGGGAGUGUUUCCUCUGAAUGAAGUCGCACUUUUCGGGCCGCCGAUUGGCGUGAUCGAGGGGGCAAUGGUAAUCGAUCUUCUCCAUAUCGUUUAAUCGAUCUUCUCCAUAUCGUUCCACUUUCACCGUAUGAUGUUCCGAAGAAGGAGGACGUAUAUUCUUUUCCCGCUGUGCAGGAGUGCCGCUGUCUGAUGCUUUGUGCUGGCCGAUUGCCACUGUAAGACAGGUAGUUACGACGACUGGUUAUUUCUUUAGUCACGACAUGGUGACAUACUGAAGGAGUGUGUACAGCUGAAUGUGGCCUCAAUUGAGCGCCCAGAUACAGGGGGGAACGUUAUCACGCAGCUGUGAGAACGCAUGUGUUACGGGCUGUGACAGCGGGGCUGCACAGAGGAGAGAGUUAUGAUGUGUGAGACCGACCUCACGACGAUGGCGUGUCCAGGGUACAUGGAACGUGGUCGUCGAUUGUUUUUCCCAUGCGUGGAAAUCGAUCUGCCACUUUGAUCUAGAGGGUUGGAUGCCUCUGCCAUGUCCAGGAGGGAGUUGCGACCCUGACGGAGAAGGGAGAAAAAGCCGUUAAUCGAAUCCAAUCAAUCAUACAAGCAUAUACGAAGGUGGAGCGUGAGGCUUUUUCGCACGCUUAACAUAGGAGAAUAGCAUGCAAUGGCCAGAGGGGACAAUCAGCGGCGACAAGGAUCGCCAUCGCCAUCGCCAUCGCCAGCGCCUGUACCUUCGUCUGCGGCUUCGCAUUCGUCUUCAUCGGGUGGAUAUGGGGGAAGGAGGAGGGACGUGACGAAUGGGCAAUUAGGGCGUUCCAACUCAGGGUCCAGGUCGGCGUGGGCGACUUCUCCGGCCGAGAGAUCUGGAGAUCGAUCGUCGAACUCUUCGUCCUGGCGACGUCCCCCACCGCCACCCCCUGACGUGCAAUCACAAGCUUCUGCCACAGGAGGCCAGGAUCCGCCAGCAGCUGUCGUGGGAGGAGGUGGUUGGUCCAGCAGACAAUCUCAAUCGUCAUGUCAUCCGUCUGGCGGCUCUAACGGUCGCGCAUGGGCUCGGCGUGCAGCUGCGGACGUGCAAGCUGAAGCUUCGUCAUCGCCCGCAGGCUUGCCAGCUCAGCAAGCUCCGGUGGGAGGAGGGGGUGGUGGGGGUGGGGUGGGGGGUGGGGUGGGGGGUGGUCAUCAGCGACAGUCGCGGCCGCCAAAUCAUCGGCGGUCUCAGUCUUCUUCCUGGGCAAGCAGAUCGCGAUCGGCCGAGAGGAAUUCCGACCCCAAUACACCCCAUCAAACCCUCCGUAACCCUUCUUCGAAUCCCCGGUCGUCAUCGAUUCGUCGUUCUUUUUCGGGUUAUCCUUCUCUUGGAGGAAGCCAAGAAGCACAAGAAGACGGAGAACAACAUGGGCGGGAUGACAGCAGAGAAAGAACAGGCCAGCAGCAGAGGCGGCAAAACCCCAGCCCGGCGCCCGUCUUGCCGUCAUGGAAUCCCCCGGUGUCUAGGUCGGCAGGGAAAAGUGGUGACGUCAUCGACUCUGCUUCGUUAAGCAGUUCGGGGAGAGAUAGCUCGAGCAGCGCGGAGUCGGGAGACGAUGGCAGGAUUGGUGACGAGGAAGCGAAUGCAACAAAUGGUGGUGGGGAAGGAGGAGGAGGAGGAGGAGGAGGAAGAGGAAAGAAGAAAAGGGGUAGAAAGCUCGUGGAUACGGCAGGGAUCGAGCACGCAAUCUUUCAGGGGUAUCGGCAGCGGCAGCUUACGCCGACGCUUUCGAGGAGAUGGGCGGAUGUCGAUGAUGAAGAAGAUGAAGAGGAGGAGGAGGAGGAAGGCGAAGAAGUGAUUCAAGAGUUUGCCUCGGGUAGUCUGGAGAAGAUACGGGACUACUUGAUUGCUUCGCAGAGCGGUGCGACGUCGUGUUUGAUCUGCCUGGGGAAAAUUAGGGUUUCUGAUUCCGUUUGGGAUUGCAAAAAGGGUUGCUAUUGCAUCUUUCACUUGCAAUGCAUUCAGACGUGGGCGCGGCAAUCGUCCGCGGCAUCCGCCGCUCGAGCUGUGGCGAACGCUUCCGCGGGGCUUGUUGCGGAAUCGGAAGCUCCUUCCGCUCCCGCUACUACCGUUAGUUGGCAUUGUCCGAAGUGUCGGUCGGAGUUCUCCCAGUCGGAGAUCCCAAGGGAGUAUCGAUGCUUCUGCGGGAAAGAGCGCGAUCCCCCCGUCAGCGGGUGGAUUGCUCCUCAUUCUUGCGGGGAGCGAUGCGAGCUCCCCCUCCGCUCCACCUGCUCCUCCUCUUCGUUGGCGGUAGAAUGUGGGCAUCAGUGCUCUCUGCUGUGCCACCCAGGACCUUGCCCGCCUUGUCCUCAGCUUCUUCUUUUCCGUUGUUAUUGUGGCGCCCGAGCGGAGCUUAAGCGUUGCGGCCAUCGUCAGUGGUCGUGUAGAGGACGUUGCUCCAAACCUCUGGAGUGCGGGAUUCAUCUCUGCCAGUCAGAAUGCCACCCUGGGGAAUGCCCCCCUUGCUCUCAAGCCGGCGAGUACACGUGUCGCUGCGGCGGUGUUUCGGAGAGCAGGACCUGUGCGGAGCGAGAUUUUCAGUGCGAGAAGCUGUGCGGCAAGCGCCUACCUUGUGGGCGACACACGUGCGACGCCGUGUGUCACCCCCCCGGCAAGUGUCCUGGCUGCCCUCUCUCUUCGGGCAAACGGGUCUGCCCUUGCGGGAAGGUGGAGUUCAAAGACUUGACGUGCGAUGUACCCACCCCGACGUGCGGUGCAACCUGCGAGAAACUCUUGCCCUGCGGGCGGCACCGGUGUCCGGAGAGGUGCCACGUCGGACCAUGCAUUGACCUGUGUCGAGCCGUUGUCUCGAAACAAUGCCGUUGUGGCGGCCAGUGGCGGGAUGUGCCGUGUCAUCAGGAGUUCCACUGUGAUCGCAAGUGCAUGCGAGCGCGCAACUGCGUGCGGCACCCGUGCAAGCGGCGGUGUUGCGACGGGAAUUGUCCGCCCUGCGCGGACGUGUGCGGGCGGAAGCUGAUGUGCGGAAACCACAAGUGCCAAGCGCCGUGUCAUCGGGGUCCUUGCGCGCCAUGCAUGGUGACGGUGCGCGUGGCGUGCGCGUGUGGGGCCACCGCGUUCAACGUUCCAUGUGGAGCGGAGAAGGAUCAGAAGCCGCCCAGGUGUCGCAAGAUGUGCGCCAUUCAGCCUCUCUGUCGCCACCAGGACAAGUUGAAACCACACAGGUGCCACUACGGACCAUGCCCUCCGUGCGGGCUACGCUGCGAGGAGAAGCUGCCAUGCUCCCACCUCUGUCAGCAGAUCUGCCACGGUCCUCGACCGCCGCCCAAUCCGGACUACACGUGGCGUCCGAAGUCGAAAAAACAGCUCGCUCGAGAGCUGGAGAUGAGCAAGCGCGUGCUCAAAGAAGGCGACCCUUGCCCCCCUUGUAGCGAAUUGGUCAUCGUCACUUGUCUUGGACAGCACCAGGCACGCCUCAUGCCUUGUGUGACCGCAGCAUCUCAUCAAUGUCAGGAGCUCUGUGGCAAUCCCCUUCCUUGCGGGCACCACACGUGUCAGAAGCUGUGCCAUGUUGUCACGGUGAUGCGCGGCCCUCGCCCCCUGCCAGCUUCUGUCGUUGCUGGAGCAGUGACAGGAGGACAGCGAUGUACGCUGCCGGAGGGAGACGUAGAUGUCUCAUCGAAGCAAGUACAAGAUUCGUGCGAAUCUUGCAUUCGGCCUUGCGAGCAGGAGAGGCAGGGUCCGCCGUGUCCACAUCCUUGUGGACGACUGUGUCACCCUGAGCCGUGUGCUCCCUGUGCCGUGCCAUUGAAGAAACUCUGCCACUGCGGCAUGCGUAUCAUGAUCCUAGCAUGCCAUUUGUUCAAAACAGCCACUGAGGUGCAGCUGAGAAGCCUCCUUUGCUGUGGUGACUUCUGUCACAAGAGGCUCCCCUUCUGCUCCCACUUAUGCCCGGAGCUCUGCCAUCCUGGCCCCUGUCCGAAAGCCACAGAGUGUCACAAGAAGGUGACCGUCCGAUGUGCUUGUCGCAGGUUGAAGAAGGAGAUGGUGUGCUCCGACGCGCAGGCAGCGGUGAAGGGUGACCAGAAGACGCUGGCGGGGCAAGGAGGAUUGGGAAAAGAGGCGGGGACGGGGGAUGGUAAUUUGAUCAUUGUGGCCUCGGGAAUAACUCUGCUUGAUUGUGAUGAGGAGUGUAAACGAUUACUGAAGGAAAAAGAGGAAAUGGAGGCGGAGGCCGAGCUUCGGAGACGCAAAGCGAGGGCUUUAGAAGAGGACAGUCUUGCGAACUUGGUGGGUGCGGGUGCCGGUCAACGGAGACGCAAGGGGAGAGGGCGAGGGGGGCAGACAAGCGGGAGCAGCAGUGCCAGGUUAUGGCAGACGGUUCUCUCUCUUGGCUUGGUACGGAAAGCCACGCGUGUCAUCCUGAUCCUGCUGAUCCUGUUGCUCAUUUACAGUUUGUUUCUUUGCUUGAGCUGGCUCUCAGAUCUGAUGAAUGAAAGAGAUAAGGUAACCCCCAGAAAGCGACCACCUGGCUAUCAUUUCUUCUCAUAACUACCGCUGCUGCCAUGCGAUUGCACUGGAGCUCUUUUUCUCCCACCACCACCUUUGCUGCCCGAGAGAAGGCUUUCUCCAGCCUUAUCAAAGGACGAGAAGAGAAGAGAAGAGAAGAGAAGAGAAGAGAAGAGAAGUCUGUUCAGCAGCCACUUGGUGGCCUAACUAACUAGGGCUUUCUUCAGUAGGACGAGAGAAGAGAAGAGAAGAGAAGAGAAGUCUGUUCAGCAGCCCAUUGCUGGCCAAACCAACACUUUCUCGAGUAGGACGAGAGAAGAGAAAAGAAGUCUGUUCAUCAGCCCCUUGCCAAAGCUUUCUCCAGUGGACCGAGAAGAGAAGAGAAGAGAAGAGAAGUCUGUUCAGCAACCCUUGUCUCCUCCUGAGCUCUAUUGCCAGGUGUGCUAAGUAAGUGUGAAAGACUUGUCGCCGGAUGUCAGGCAUGAAGAGAGGUCUCUCGCAUUUCUGCUACCAGUUACAUAGCCUGCACAUUUCUUGUGAAAGUUGCAAUGAAGGGCUGCUGGAGAUCUCGAAGUGAUCAGAGCACAGGAGGAAUGUGGUCAUGCUUGGGAGCACCAACGUGUGUGCAAGAAAGGCGGCCCCUGAGGUAGUGAGUGAUUAACUGACCAGCGAGGGAAAUGGAGGGCGAAGAGACGGCUGAAGAGGAAGGGGGAACGGGAGGAGGAGGAGAGAGCCUGGAAACAAAGAAGAAGAGCCAAUUCUUCCUCUUGCUGAUGGUGGUGGGUAUAGAGCUUCUGUGCGGAGAACGUGUGAGGCUCUGCAUCCUGAGGUGUUUUCUCCACCUCACACGCUCACUUGUUUAUUGGAACCCCCUCCCGGGAAAGUGCAUUGAGCUUUCCUUUGUUUCUUGGUCUAAUUGCAGUCACGCCUAUAGCUUGAGAACCCGUACCAUGGCCUAGAGUUUUGCUUGCGGCCGCUGCAAAACAGUCUGAUAGCCGGUACUCAACUUGUGAGAGUGUUGGCUGCGAAGUGCCUGAAUCAUCCCUGCUUGUUACAGGCCACUUUCUCGUCUGUCCCUCCCAACUGGGUGAGCGUCCUGCGCAUUGCAUAAUUGCCCCUGACUGAGGACUUCAGAACAGCAGAAUGCCGUCCUCAUUUCAAAUGUAGGCUUCAAAGUUCAAAUUCAAUUUUUUUUUCCGAACCGGGUAAAUAAAUGCACGUCAUUUGA